CCCGUUUCAGUGUGGCCAAAGUUCGUGCAGCCAAGCCACGCGAAAAUAGUGUAAAUCGGAAAAUAAAAGAGUCACGUUUGGUGUUUUUGCUGCAUAUUCUGUGUGAAUCGGAUUGGGGCUUGGCUUUCUUGAGGAUUUUCCAAGUUCCAAGCUGUCUGUGAAUAUCUUCUGCGAACACGUGCUUCAAUAUGCCCAACAGUAAUGCAAGUGAUGCCUUGCAGUGGUACCGGCAGCCCAGGGAUGGACUGCACCUGAGCAAUCUCUGCGAGAAAAGCCUGGGGAAGAGCGUAAGUCACUUGACGGCCACGCACUACUACCACGUGGCCUGCGAGAAUGAGAUGCAGAACCUGCGGAAGAUCGUGGUGGACUGGUUUCUCGUCAACCUCAUGGACCCCUCCGUCGGCCAGCCCCACCUGCUGCGACGCAUCCCCAUAGAGCUGAUGACUGAGCUCGUGGCCAGCCCCAACCUGUACGUGGUGCCCGGCGAGAAGGAGUUGUACGAACUGCUGUGCAUGUGGAUGUAUCUGCGCAUUCACCUCGGCUCCGAGCCCGGGGAUCUGGAGAACCAGGGAAAGGCCCGCCAGACGCUGCGCAAGCUGGAAGCGGCUCAAAUGACUCCGUUGCGGUACUUUGCCGAACGCUACGGCCCUCGUGGCUCCUUUCUUGAAACUGCCGCCGGACAGCCCUACGUGAAGGUGUUCCAGAAGCUGCGGACUCAGUAUCUCUGCAUAAGCGACAGCAGUGUGAAGGAGCUGGACGACGGGAGGGUGCUCCCGGCGAAAUGGGUAGGAGGCCAUUUGCUGAACUCCUGGUUGGACAGCGUCCUGUAUUUCGAUGUCGAUGCCGAGUAUCUGCCGCAUGGCAUGGUUACCAGCGAGUUCUUCCUGAAGCGGUGCAACCGACUCGGCAUAGUUCUGACCAAGCCGUCUAAGGAAUGGUGGCGCUGGCCGAAUGUUGCCAUUGGCAUGGACAUUUGCGGAACAAUGCAGGAUUACAAGCUGAAGAUUCGCUUCGAAUAUGACUUGAAACUCUCAGGACUUCUGAAAUACUACCAGAGGCAACAGAUCCUAGUCCGCGGCCUCGUAGUCGCCCUAAAGGAAGGACUGCAGCUGGGACACAGCGCAAAGUCGCCAAUUAUUCCGCUGGACGCGAGCUUGGAGAGCGGAAUGCCGGUAACAAUCUUGGAGGUGAAUGGCUGGCUGCCGUAUCCCCUCAAAGUUUCGCUCAACAUUUUGAUUGGUGUGCCCCUCCACGAGAGCUUCAAGGUUGCCUGAGUGCUGCACGCUGAUGCUCCUGUAGAGCUGAGAUGCGAUCCACCGACCUGUUCUUAAAUUCUAUCCAUAAUCCAAUAUAUAUAUUUGUCUAUUCACAAUAAACCCCAUCUGCUCUGCCAGGUCCC
Messenger RNA from Drosophila obscura, 1399 nucleotides. RefSeq names its product protein germ cell-less-like. The record is from RefSeq and is a predicted model, not a curated record. The transcript is spliced from 2 exons. Bases 189 to 1274 code for a protein of 361 amino acids. Gene Ontology annotation, biological process: germ cell development. NCBI's taxonomy places the organism in Eukaryota, Metazoa, Arthropoda, Insecta, Diptera, Drosophilidae.